Molecule: messenger RNA, 1123 nt
Organism: Lipotes vexillifer (Yangtze River dolphin)
Lineage: Eukaryota; Metazoa; Chordata; Mammalia; Artiodactyla; Lipotidae
Gene: TMX1
Product: thioredoxin related transmembrane protein 1
Exons: 8
Coding region: 43-978 (311 amino acids)
Cellular component (GO): endomembrane system
Molecular function (GO): disulfide oxidoreductase activity
Source: RefSeq, a predicted model, not a curated record
UUCUCAAGGCGCGCGCGCGCGCGCGCGAGUGCCGCCGCGCUCAUGCGCACGAGCCGAUCAGCCCGCGCGGGCGGAAGUGCGGAGCCGCUGCGCGAAGUGAGGGUUGCCGCGCUCGUUGUGGGUGGGCGGGCGGCCGACAUGGCGCCCUCCGGGAGUCUCAGGAUCCCCGUGGCAGUGCUGCUGCUGUUGCUUUGGGGGGCUCCCUGGACCCACGGGCGGCGGAGCGACGUGCGGAUCAUCACGGACGAGAACUGGAGAGAGUUGCUGGAAGGAGAGUGGAUGAUAGAAUUUUAUGCUCCAUGGUGUCCUGCUUGUCAGAAUCUUCAACCAGAAUGGGAAAGUUUUGCCGAAUGGGGAGAAGAUCUUGAGGUUAAUGUUGCAAAAGUAGAUGUCACAGAGCAGCCAGGACUAAGCGGACGAUUUAUCAUAAGCGCUCUUCCUACUGUUUAUCAUUGUAAAAAUGGUGAAUUUAGGCGCUAUCAGGGCCCAAGGACUAAGAAGGACUUCAUAAACUUUAUAAGUGAAAAAGAGUGGAAGAGUAUUGAACCUGUUUCAUCAUGGGUUGGUCCAGGUUCUGUUUUGAUGAGCAGUAUGUCAGCACUCUUUCAGCUGUCUAUGUGGAUCAGGACUUACCAUAACUAUUUUAUUGAAGACCUUGGAUUGCCGGUUUGGGGAUCAUAUACAGUGUUUGGUUUAGCAACUCUGCUUUCGGGACUAUUAUUAGGACUUUGCAUGAUAUUUGUGGCAGAUUGCCUUUGUCCUUCAAAAAGGCGCAGACCACAGCCAUACCCUUCCAAAAAAUUAUUACUAGAAUCUUCUCAACCUCUGAAAAAAGUGGAGGAAGAACAAGAGGCUGAUGAAGAAGAUGUUUCAGAAGAGGAACCUGAAAGCAAAGAAGGAAUAAACACAGACUUUGCACAGAAUGCCAUAAGACAACGUUCUGUGUCUCCUUCAUUGGCCACAGAUAAAUCUAGUUAAUUUGUACAAGUAUAUUCAUAUGAUUUUGACAAAAACAGAAAAUUGAUCAUUUCUUUCGGUUUGAAGUGAACUGUGACUUGCUUGUACAUUGCAGGUUUCAGUCUAGAUUGUCAUUAGGUUGAACAGUCUACCUUCAGAAAAUAAA